CAAAACUCGACUUCAUCGAUACAUCAUGACAGUGACGCUGCACUCGUUAUUGCCAGCACUACUAUGCCUGCAGCUCGUCUCGGCCAUAUCGGACGACGACACCACCGCAACGGUCAAGACCAUCUUCGACUCUGGUGAUGGAAUGGACAUUAACGGCGUUAUUCUGGCUAUUGGAGCGCUGCUAGUCGGUGCUCUACUGCUCGUAGCUGGGUAUCGUCUAUGGCAAACAACUGUCUAUGCGUUAGGCUUCCUCGGUGGCGGUGUAGUCAUCGCCGUCAUCUUCGAGAAGGUCUUUAAGGACGAGACGUAUGUGCUUACAGCCUCGUGGAUCGCCUUUGUAGUCGGUGGCAUUAUCAUUGGCUACAUCUGCGUGUACAUCUACUGGGUGGGCAUCUUCAUGGGCGGAGCGGUCGCUGGUGCAUCGCUCGCCAUCCUCGUCAACACGUCGUUCGGCUACAAGUUCGCUCCGUCUCAUCCGGCCAGCGUUCUCAUUGUGCUGGUCGCUGUGUUUGCCAUAAUCGGCGGUGGCUUAGCCCUGUGGCUACAGAAGCCAGCGCUCAUAGCAGGCACGAGUCUAGUUGGGGCAUUCCUCGUGUUCUGGGGGAUCGGAUACUUUGCCGGCAAUUAUCCGACAUUUAACGACCUGGCGCGCUUCAGGACGUACAACUCGAGCGGGGAUCUGGUCUACUCCAUCCCUGGGGCUUGGUGGGGCUACCUCAUUGGUACAUUGGUGGUUUUCGGCUUCUCCGUAGUGCUCCAGUUCCGGUUUACGGUCGAGUACCACACGUUGGAUCGACGAUACCGCGACGAGCAGGACGUGUUGCCUCGUCAUACAGGCGACAUGACGCCUGCGAGAGUGCAAUACGCUAAUAUGGACACACCAGCCGUACAGACUCAGUACCAACAGCCAUUCAACCAACAGCGCUAUCCAACUUCUAACCAGGUGCAAUGGGAAGACCUGCAAAGGCAACAACCUACGCGACAGACUGCAAGUCAAAGCCAGCCGCAGAGCUACGUGGAUACGUCGCUGGUGCAGCCGCAGUACCAGCAGCGCCAGCACGACUACCAGAUCUCCGAUAUUGUUCCCAACACGGCCCGACCACAUUUUUCCGAGUCGAGAACGCCUCCUAAUCGAGCUCCGAGCGUGCCACAGUCCCACAUCGUCUAA
Messenger RNA from Phytophthora infestans T30-4, 1168 nucleotides. RefSeq lists its product as uncharacterized. Gene Ontology annotation, cellular component: plasma membrane. The transcript has a single exon. The record is from RefSeq and is a predicted model, not a curated record. Bases 26 to 1168 code for a protein of 380 amino acids. Lineage: Eukaryota; Oomycota; Peronosporomycetes; Peronosporales; Peronosporaceae.